GUCCUUUAAACCUAUGAUUUACAUGAACCACCUCAAAGGGCGAAAAUAUGAGCUUCAUGCACCUGGGUAUGACAAGGGGAGAUACAAGAUUGCCAUCGCAGAUAUUGUUGUCGCCAGAAGAGAAUAAGUACAGACUGCAUAUAAUGCGUAGCUAUUUGAAAGAGCUCGGUCAUCUCGCAGAGAUGUCUGAAGGUAGUGGACCUUUUAUUGGAAGUAUUAGGCCCCCACGUGUCUUCACUGCAUGAUAUCGAGCCCCUAUCCUCACUGUUCCUAGUGCAACUGCGUCUCAGCGAUAUAUUGAACUCACACAAUCUCCCCAGUUCACAUACCAAAGUGGCUAAAGAUAGUGUUUUCUAACAAAACUCGCGACUUUCUACUUACAACCUUGGAACUGUGCAUCUUUACAAGUACAAGAACAUCCUGCUGUGUUUCUAUUUGUUUCCUGUUUAGCGUUCGGUAUGUAUAGGCCGGUAGGGGCAAAAACAUAGAGAAGAAAUGAGUCUUCUUCUGUCUGCCCAUCCCAUUGCCAGGAAUUGCCAAGAGUGGCCAGCUAUGAAAUCAAACAGCAACAUCCCAUUAAUGACCACUGCUCUAGCUUGCACCCUUCAACAAACCUUGGAACCUACAUUGCAGCAUCUGUGUGAUGUCUUCAAAUGAGCAUCCUCUCGACGGAGGUUGGUCAGCAUGGAGUCAAGUUGGGGCAGCUUUCCUCAUAUCCUUUUGCACGAUGGGUCUAGGUAACUCCUUUGGAGCUUUCCAAGCCUACUACGAGCAGAACACACUUGAAUCCUAUUCCGAAUCAGAGAUCUCGUGGAUAGGGACAACGCAGGGGUUUCUACUCAGUCUUGGGGGCUUCUUCAGUGGCCCGCUUUAUGACAAAGGCGAUAUCAAAAUUCUCGUAUAUACCGGGACAGUUCUCAGUGUCGUUGGCUUGCUUAGCACCAGCUUUGCCGAACGGUACUACUCGACCAUCCUCUCCUUCGGCGUGACCGUCGGCGUAGCGUGUGGAGCAAUGUAUGUGCCAGCUCAAGCUAUGAUAUCAACUCACUUCGAGUCAAGAGCAUCACUUGCUCAGGGUAUCUCCAUGGCUGGAACAAAUGUUGGUGGCAUCAUUUACCCGAUUCUAGUUCGUCAGCUCGAAGACAAAAUUGGGUUUUCAUGGGCUUGUCGCGUAUUUGCGCUCAUGAAUGGUGUCAUGUUGACUACCGCAUGCCUGCUCAUCAAGCCGCGACGUAAGCGACCAGGAGAAAUAAAGCACUUUCAUUGGCAAACCUUUCGAAACUGGAAGUUGUUGUUAUUCGGUGGAUGCGCAUUACUGUUGAAUGUUGGAGUUGACGUGCCCUUCUUCUUCGUCCCUACCAUUGUUCUUUACAAGCUGAAUUUGCCUCCGGAAGUCGGCGACUCUCUGCUCGCCGGCCUGAAUGCCUCCUCUCUGCUUGGCCGUAUCUUUCUCAACUGGGUUGCUGGGAAAAUCAAGCCUAUAAACGUUUGGCAAUUCACCAUUUUCGCGGCGUGUAUUCUUUUCUUCUGUUGGUUUCUCAUUGGAGAUCUGGCGGGCAUGAUAGUUUUCAUCAUAUUCUAUGGGUUUCUUGUAGGAGGAUUGAUCUCACUCAUACCACGAUCUCUACAGUGCAUCUUCCCCGAUGAAGCCGAUUUCGGUGCUCGGCUCGGUUUAAUCGAGGCCCUACAAGGAAUCGGCUUUUUAGUCGGGCCACCCAUUGCAGGAGAGAUUCUGAUGUCACCGGCAAGCUACCUCGGAGUGAGUAUUUUCUUCGGUCUGAUUUACUUUACUCUAUUCAUGCUGGUGGGAGUCUUUACGUGGCAAAAGUUUGAUGGAAAGCCAUCGCGAGAUGAAGAGGCAAGUCUAGAUGAUGAGCCUCUAAGUGUCUUGUAUAGGGUGGCAGCAAGGGAGGGAUAGAGGUGAAGGAUUAAAAGUUCCAUAAAUCCAUGGACUGCAAGUGAGGGCAGUCUCUUGAACACUCAUUUCAGCGAAGUCUAGCCUUAGAUAUAACUAUGAAGAUGAAUCAAAAGACAUCAAGCUUGUUGGCUUGUCAAAACAACUUUUUGUAUGUGUAAGUAAAAGGAGA
This is a messenger RNA of Hypoxylon fragiforme, 2087 nucleotides long. Its product is annotated as MFS general substrate transporter. The coding region runs from base 644 to 1918 and encodes 424 amino acids. Gene Ontology annotation, molecular function: transmembrane transporter activity. Gene Ontology annotation, cellular component: fungal-type vacuole membrane. NCBI's taxonomy places the organism in Eukaryota, Fungi, Ascomycota, Sordariomycetes, Xylariales, Hypoxylaceae. The transcript has a single exon. Gene Ontology annotation, biological process: transmembrane transport. The record is from RefSeq and is a predicted model, not a curated record.